This is a messenger RNA of Trichomycterus rosablanca, 2334 nucleotides long. RefSeq names its product zinc finger protein 366 (gene znf366). The record is from RefSeq and is a predicted model, not a curated record. The transcript has 5 exons. Bases 191 to 2002 code for a protein of 603 amino acids. Lineage: Eukaryota; Metazoa; Chordata; Actinopteri; Siluriformes; Trichomycteridae.
GCUGUGCUGGAGGCUCAUUGUCCAGAGCACGGGCCGAGCAUCAGGCGAGUUAUGGAAAAAUCUACAGUUUAUAGUAAAAGAAAAAACCCAAAUACCAAUAAUUUGAGGACUUAUUCUGACCCAUAAUCACCUUCCAUCUUCCUACCUGAAAGUUCUUUCAUUAGCAAUCCAGAUAUCCACCACUUUCACCAUGGACCCAAAAGACUAUGAGCCCAAGAGGGGAGCUGACACCAUCUCCAGAACUAUUGACCUCUCCCAUCUUUCCUAUCCCUUUACUCAACCUGUUCCUUCCCAGCCUCACCCACCCAAAUUCAUUCCAGACAUGAUUGACCUCAACAGGCUUCAUUUCCACAGAGUGAUGGGUAGAUAUAACACAGUGCAAGUCAAACAAGAGACAGUAAAACCCAUGCCCAUAUGGCCACCAUCGCCACUGUUCCUGCCCCCUCCUCCUCCGUUCUUCCCACCGCUCCGCCCAAACCUGGUUCCUUUCCCUUUCCUGAUGCCGGGCCCGGUCAUGCACCUUUCUCCAAAUUCAUUCUACCAGAGAGAUGCCCCAAGAUACAGCAGAAGAAAUAUGGAGGGAUCCAGAGCUGGGCUGAGCAGCAUUGAGAAGUUAGGCCUGAAUGUCCAUGUUGAUGACAGUUACUACGUGGACGUAGGGGGCGAACAGAAGCGCUGGAAGUGUCGCAUGUGCGAGAAGUCUUACACCUCUAAGUACAACCUUGUUACACACAUCCUGGGUCACAGUGGCAUCAAACCACAUGGCUGUGGGCUCUGUGGAAAGCUCUUUAAGCAACUGAGCCACCUGCACACGCACAUGCUUACUCAUCAAGGUGCCCGGCCCCAUAAGUGCCAGGUGUGCAACAAAGCCUUUACACAGACAAGCCAUCUGAAGAGGCACAUGAUGCAACACAGCGAUGUCAAGCCAUACAGCUGUGGUGUUUGUGCCAGAGGUUUUGCCUACCCCAGUGAGCUAAGAGCCCACGAGCUCAAGCACGGUAGGGGCCAGGAAAACGUGUGUGUUGAGUGCGGGCUUGACUUUCCGACUCUUGCCCAGCUGAAGCGACACCUGACGGCACACCGCGGACCGGCGCAGUAUGACUGCAGCGAGUGUGGCAAGAGCUUUCAGUACCCGAGCCAGCUGCAGAACCACAUGAUGAAGCACAAGGACAUACGACCCUACAUCUGUAGUGAGUGCGGUAUGGAGUUCGUCCAGUCCCACCACCUCAAGCAGCACACGCUGACCCACAAGGGAGUGAAGGAGCAUAAGUGCCGCAUAUGUGGCCGUGAGUUUACGCUGCUGGCCAACAUGAAGCGACACAUUCUGAUCCACACCAACAUCCGAGCCUACCAGUGCCAUCUAUGCUACAAGAGCUUUGUCCAGAAGCAGACGCUUAAGGCUCACAUGAUCGUCCAUUCUGACAUCAAGCCUUACAAAUGCAAGCUUUGUGGGAAGGAGUUCAACAGAAUGCAUAAUCUAAUGGGCCACAUGCACUUGCACUCAGACAGCAAGCCUUUCAAAUGCCUGUACUGCCCCAGCAAGUUUACUCUGAAAGGCAAUCUGACCCGCCACAUGAAGGUCAAACACGGCAUCAUGGACCGAGGACUCGAUGCCCGAGUGUUCAGGAGACGAGGACGGUUGUGUCUUUCUGCUCCUCUCCGUCUCCUGUCCCGCUUCAAACAGGACAAGCCAUUUGAUCUGUCCCAGAAGCGCCCCCCCAAACUGCGCCUCUCUCAGUCUGACGGAGAGAGCCGGGAGGAAGAUGAAGACAGUCUGUACAGGACCAGCCAGUACAGUCCUGAUCGCUACCACCCGGAGCUGGGAGAAGCCAGAGAGGCAGACGAUGAAGAAGACGAGGAGGAAGAAGACGUAACAGUCCACGUGGAUGAAGAUGAGAGCAGUGAGAAGCUCCAGUGUGAAGAGACUGAGCAAGGUUCUGUCUCCGACGGAGAGCUUUAUUGUGUCAGAACAUACCGGGAAAGAAGAUUAAGCUGUAAAUAAGGUUAAAACAUUGUCUCAUGGGUGAUAAAACUGUGAAACAGUCUCAUUUCCAGCAUUAUCGUAGCAAAUACCAAUAUGCUGAUUAAAAGUAUGUUAUUUAAAGAAAUUAAUAUAAAUACUGUAUCUUUAAAUGGUCACUCAGUACAUGAAUACAUGUCUAACAACGUGUCUGCCUGAUUAAUCAUUUUGUAUAUUUUGCAAACAAUGUAUUUACCAAUAAUAGAAAAUGUGAAUAGCAAAUGACACAUGAAUUAAUUCUUUUAUUUUUUGAUAUUCUUUAGAUUUUUCUUCUUAAUAGAGGAAAGUUAAACUAUUUUGAUUUUAUUUUUCUG